CAACGCCACCAUGGGUUUAUUUCGGAACAUGUUCUUUAUUUUUGGCUUGGUCGAUUUAUUUGUUAUAGGGACUGCUGUAGAGCCUCAUUCCACUAUCAAGGGCAACGUGGAAUCUCUGCUUGAGUUGACCCCAUGGACUUGGAAACACCUGAACACGUCCCUCAAAGUGGAUUCCCCCGUCACUGUGGAUGUAUCCCUCACCUCUCACUAUAGACUGACCGGGAAACACCUCAACAAGUUACUCAGACUACAAAAACAAUGGGACUGUGCAUCCAUUCUCAAAACAAUACCCAAUACAAGAAGAAGAGACGGUGUGUACACGAUAUACCCGGAUAUGAAGACCAAGAAGUUGGUGUACUGUGACAUGACCACGGACGGCGGGGGGUGGACCGUAAUUCAAAGACGAAUGGAUGGUUCUGAAGAUUUUUAUCGGUCUUGGCAGACCUACAAAGCCGGAUUUGGAAAACCACAAGGAGAAUAUUGGCUAGGAAAUGAAGAUAUUCACUUGCUCACAACAAGAACUAGCCAAGAGUUACGUGUGGACUUAAAAAAGUUUUCAGGUGAGAAGGCCUACGCCAAGUAUUCCACAUUUACCGUUGGAAGUGAGUCUCAGAAAUACAUGUUAGCCGUCGGAGGAUACAGCGGAACGGCGGCAAUCAGAAAUGCUUUAUCCAUUGAAAGUAACAACGCCAUCAUGGUUUCAUUUCGGAACAUGUUCUUUACUUUUGGCUUGGUUGAUUAUUUUGUUAUAGGGAUUGCUGUUGAGCCUCAUUCCAAAAUCAAGGGCAACGUGGAAUCUCUGCUCGAGUUGACCGCAUGGACCUGGAAACACAUGAAUACGUCCCUCAAAGUGGAUUCCCCCGUCACUGUGGAUGUGUCCCAAACCUCUCACUACAGACUGACCGGAAAACACCUCAACAAGACACUCAGACUAAAAAAGCAAAAAGAUUGUGCUUCCAUUCUCAAAACAAUACCUAACACUAAAGGAAGAGACGGUGUGUACACGAUAUACCCGGAAAUGAAGACCAAGAAGUUGGUGUACUGUGACAUGACCACGGACGGCGGAGGGUGGAACGUGACUACAAACCGCAAUCCGCAAUUAUACCAUGAUGAUUCCAUGAUAACUGUUUUUGUCACCCUUGGACAUUGUUAUGCAGGUCAACGAUGUGGCCAAUUGAACUCUUGUAUAUUUUUAGGAAAUGAAGAUAUUCACUUGCUCACAACAAGAACUAGCCAAGAGUCACGUGUAAACUUACAAAAGUUUUCAGGUGAAAAGGCAUACGCCAAGUAUUCCACGUUUACCGUUUUGAGUGAGUCUCAGAAAUACAAGUUAACCGUCGGGGGAUACAGUGGAACGGCGGGGGACAGUCUUGCAUAUCAGAACGGGAUGAAGUUUUCUGCCAAAGACCAAGACAAUGACGUAUGGGGUAAACAUUGUAGCAUGGAACAUCAAGGAGGAUGGUGGUUCAAAAAUUGCGAACGUGCAUGUCUAAACGGACCUUAUCUAAAAUCGGCUAAAAUCACUUGGAUAAGUAUCAAUUGGUGUGCAUUCGGGAAUGAAAACCGUGCUUUAAAGAAAGCAUCGAUGAUGAUCAGAUCCAAGAAUUGACUUUGUUGUGAAAGU
Magallana angulata is the source of this 1624-nucleotide messenger RNA. RefSeq names its product techylectin-5B-like. Lineage: Eukaryota; Metazoa; Mollusca; Bivalvia; Ostreida; Ostreidae. Bases 11 to 1609 code for a protein of 532 amino acids. The record is from RefSeq and is a predicted model, not a curated record. The transcript has 10 exons.